Molecule: messenger RNA, 1599 nt
Organism: Neurospora hispaniola
Lineage: Eukaryota; Fungi; Ascomycota; Sordariomycetes; Sordariales; Sordariaceae
Product: mitochondrial carrier domain-containing protein
Exons: 2
Coding region: 364-1392 (342 amino acids)
Biological process (GO): glycine import into mitochondrion
Cellular component (GO): mitochondrial inner membrane; mitochondrion
Molecular function (GO): glycine transmembrane transporter activity
Source: RefSeq, a predicted model, not a curated record
AGGGUGGAGAGAGACCGUUCCCGAACGGCGGGGCAGUCCCGAAAAAAAAUAAUCGGCGACUCCCAUGCCGUCAUACUUGGAAUUCUUUGUCCCUGCCGUUCCGGCAACAGCAUCCUUCCCGGUAGCUUCUUCCCUCCACAUCCACGGCAAAUCUCAACACACGAAACGGAAGCGCAGUCACGAUGUUCACUUGUCUCUAGUUCAGAUUUUUGUUCUCCUUCCUCUUUUUCUCCCCAGCGGAAACGUCUUACGGCCAUGGUCGGUUUGCGCCACACUUAAACUGAACCCUCUCUUUCCGUCGUCAUCUUCUCGCCCACCGAGCAAAGGGGAGCAUCAAGCUCGUCAGCCAACCGUUGCGCAACCAUGUCCGAUGGUUCCCGUAAAUCGGGCACAAAGUCCACCUUCCACUUCGUAGCCGGUCUCGGCUCCGGCGUCCUCUCCGCCAUCCUUCUCCAACCCAUCGACCUCCUCAAGACCCGCGUCCAGCAAUCCGGCAAACACUCCCUCCGCGCCGCCCUCGCCGAGCUCCGCUCCUCCCAACAAGGCCUCCUCCCCUCUCUCUGGCGCGGCACCCUCCCGUCAGCUCUGCGCACCGGCUUCGGCUCCGCCAUCUACUUCACGACCCUCAACACCAUCCGCGAAAAUGCCGCGCGCCAUCUGCCCUCGCUCGCAGCGGCCGCGCCCACCAUAGCCGCCGCAUCCGGCAUUGUCGCCCCCAACGCAAACCAGACAUCCUCCUCCCUCCCUAAGCUCUCCAACACAGGCAACCUCCUCGCGGGCGCCGUCGCCCGCUCCUUUGCCGGCUUCAUCCUCAUGCCGCUCACCGUCCUCAAGGUCCGGUACGAAAGCAGCUUCUACAAGUACACCUCUUUAGCCGGCGCGGCGCGGGAUAUCGCGCGAACCGAGGGAGCGCGCGGCUUCUUUGCUGGGUUCGGCGCAACCGCCAUUCGCGAUGCGCCGUACGCGGGACUGUAUGUCUUGUUCUACGAAAAAUCCAAACAACAUCUCAGCAAUCUUUUCCCGCAGCCACCACAACUAUCCACCACCCUCGAGGCAGCGGGACAAGACGGAGGACGCAUGAGCCAAUCCCGCGCCGCCUCGAUCAACUUUGCCUCGGGUGUCUUCUCGGCAAUCAUCUGCUCGAUUAUUUCGAACCCGUUUGAUGCGGUCAAGACGAGGAUCCAGCUGCAGCCGAAAAAGUACCGAAAUAUGGUGCAGGCUUCGAGAAAGAUGUUGGCCGAGGAAGGGGUGAGGAGCAUGAUGGAUGGACUGGCGCUCAGGAUGAGCAGAAAGGCGAUGAGCUCGGCGUUGGCGUGGACGGUUUAUGAGGAGCUGAUUAGACGGGCGGAGGGGGCGUGGACGAAGAGGGGGCCGGAGGAGGUUCAGCUGUAAGUUGAAGGGGAAAGUUGGAAGGGUGUUGGUCACUUUGGUACAUUGGAAGAUCGAUGGGGCAGAAAGAAAGACCUGAAGGGAAAGUCAAGGGCCAAUUAUGGCUACAGGAAGGGAAGGUCAUGGAAUGACGUUCAUGGUCGAACAGGGAAAAGGGGAAAAAAAGAUACUGCAGGCGGUAGGUAUGGGUACGGAUUUUGGUUAUUCAUC